CAAUCUCACCCCUUCAGAAGAGGGGUGACCUGUUUCCAGAGUGGAAGAGCAGUGCUUCCCCCAUCUUUAGGAUAUCGGUCUGGGGUCCUUCAGAGCCUCUCCUGGGCAUAGGACUCCCAUUGUUCCAGCCCCCCUCUUGUACCCCAGACUGGCCAAACCGGUUCUGGGGAAGGGGGGCGGGGAGCAGGCACGUUGAGACAGCCGCCUGCCCGCCUGCGAGGUUCCCUCCGCCUUCGCCUCCCCCCUCCCUGCCCCACACAAUACCCAGGAUCCUGCACUGCCCGGCUCAGGGGCCAUGCUGACAUCGCCCCCUGAGAACCCGGCUACAACCCCAGAGCCCCCAGGUGGUCUGGAGCCCUGGACCGUGUCGGAGGCCGGACGGAGCUCCCUGGCUGAGCCAGCUGGGCAGAGAGAGGGCUUCCCCUGCCGGAGCAGAACAACAUCGGCAGCGGCCUUCAGCUGGAGAGGCCCAGGUGGGUGGCAGAGCAAAGGAGGAAUGGACUGUGGGCCACCUGCCACCCUCCAGUCCCACCUGGCUGGGCCACGUGGCACUGCCCGCCGCCCAGUAGCUGUGUGCCAGCAGGAGAGUCUGUCCUUUGCAGAGUUGCCCACCCUGCAGCCUCCGAGUCCUGUGUGUCUGGAUCUCUUCCCUGUCACCCCAGAGGAGCUGCGGGCUCCUGGCAGCCGCUGGUCCCUGGGGACCCCUCCUCCUCUCCAAGGGCUGCUAUGGCCACCAUCCCCGGGAGUCCCAGACACCGAGAUCUGCACCAGUGGGGGGAUGCGGCCCAGCAGGGCUGGCAGCUGGCCACACUGUCCUAGUGCCCAGCCCCCAGCUCUGGAGGGACCCUGGAGUCCCCAGCACCCACAGCCACAGCGCCGGGCCAGUCAUGGCUCAGAGAAGAAGUCAGCCUGGCGCAAGAUGCGGGUCUAUCAGCGGGAAGAGCUCCCUGGCAGCCCUGAAGCCCACACUGUCUUCCUGGAGCCUGGCCAGGCAACAGAGCAGGCCCUGAGCACAGAGGAACCCAGGCCCCUGGAGCUGUCUGCGCCCUCCCGAGUCGGCCUGGAGGGGCCUGAGCGGAGGCGCUUCUCAGCCUCGGAGCUGAUGACCCGGCUGCACUCUUCCCUGCGCCUGGGGCGGAACUCAGCAGCCAGGGUGCUGACCCCGGGGUCCGGCCCUGGCGUAGCUCGGGAAGGAAAAGCAUCUGGAAGGGAGUGGCGCCGCGGAGAGAUGAGGCUGGACGGCUUGGCGACGCCGGCGCCUGUUGACCCGAGCACGGGGCAGAGCGGCUGGCCCGAGCCCAGGCUGGACACGCAGGAGGAGCAGGCGCUGGGUUCCGGGAGCGCCAGCGAGCGGCGCCAGUCUCGGUUUCUCCUUAACACGGUCCUCUACCAGGAAUACAGCGACGUGGCCAGCGCCCGCGAACUGCGGCGGCAGCAGCGCGAGGAGGAGGGCCCGGGGGACGAGGCGGAGGGCGCGGAGGAGGGGCCCGGGCCGCCGCGCGCCAACCUCUCCCCGAGCAGCUCCUUCCGGGCGCAGCGCUCGGCGCGAGGCUCCACCUUCUCGCUGUGGCAGGACAUCCCCGACGUGCGCGGCAGCGGCGUCCUGGCCACGCUGAGCCUGCGCGACUGCAAGCUGCAGGAGGCCAAGUUUGAGCUGAUCACAUCCGAGGCCUCAUACAUCCACAGCCUGUCCGUGGCCGUGGGCCACUUCUUGGGCUCUGCUGAGCUGAGCGAAUGUCUGGGGGUGCAGGACAAGCAGUGGCUGUUCUCCAAACUGCCCGAGGUCAAGAGCACCAGCGAGAGGUUCCUGCAGGACCUGGAGCAGCGGCUAGAGGCAGAUGUCCUGCGUUUCAGCGUGUGUGACAUUGUGUUGCACCACUGUCCAGCCUUCCGCCGAGUGUACCUGCCCUACGUCACCAACCAGGCCUACCAGGAGCGCACCUACCAGCGCCUGCUCCUGGAGAACCCCAAGUUCCCUGGCAUCCUGGCUCGCCUGGAGGAGUCUCCUGUAUGCCAACGUCUGCCCCUCACCUCCUUCCUUAUCUUGCCAUUUCAGAGGAUCACCCGCCUCAAGAUGUUGGUGGAGAACAUCCUGAAGCGGACAGCACAGGGCUCUGAAGACGAAGAUGUGGCCACCAAGGCCUUCGAUGCCCUCAAGAAGCUGGUGCAAGAAUGCAACGCCAGCGUGCAGUCCAUGAAGAGGACAGAGGAGCUCAUCCACCUGAGCAAGAAGAUCCACUUUGAGGGCAAGAUCUUCCCCCUCAUCUCGCAGGCCCGCUGGCUGGUUCGGCAUGGGGAACUGGUGGAGCUGGCCCCACUGCCCGCAGCGCCCCCCGCCAAGCUGAAGCUGUCCAGCAAGGCCGUCUACCUGCACCUUUUCAAUGACUGCUUGCUGCUCUCCCGGCGGAAGGAGCUAGGGAAGUUUGCCGUCUUUGUCCACGCCAGGAUGGCCGAGCUCCAGGUGAAGGAUCUGAGCCUGAAGCUCCAGGGCAUCCCUGGCCACGUGUUCCUCCUUCAGCUCCUCCAUGGCCAACACGCGAAGCACCAGUUCCUGCUGAGGGCCCGGACCGAAAGUGAGAAGCAGCGGUGGAUCUCAGCCAUGCGCCCCUCCAGCUCCCAGGAGGAUAAGGAGGUCUUCAGCGAGGGCCAAGGUAACCGCCCCCAGGUGCAGUGUGUCCGGACAUACAAGGCUCUGCAGCCAGACGAGCUGACUCUGGAGAAGACUGACAUCCUGGCAGUGAGGACCCGAACCAGCGACGGCUGGCCCUGGUGUCCCUUGGAUGCCACUGAUGCUGCUCCUGGCCUGCGUGCCCCUAGGCUGGCUGGAGGGGGUCCGCCUGGCAGAUGGUGAGAAGGGGUGGGUGCCCCAGGCCCACGUGGAGGAGAUCGGCAGCCUCAAUGCCCGCCUUCGAAACCUCCGAGAGAAUAAGCGGAUCACAAGUGCCACCAGCAAACUGGGGGAGCCCCCCACAUGAUGGGCAGGUGUGGCCUGGGACACCAGCUCCGUGCCCAGCUCCUGGGCAGGUCUGGAGGGGCCUGUGGGGGUCCCAUGCUCCGUGACCUGCCCUGCAGGGUCCAGCCUGUCCUCGCGCUCCUCGAAGUCCGCACUAAAGGCCGAUGCAGGUCCUUCCUCCGGCAUAGGGACUGCACAGGUGACCUGUGACACCUGGCGAGGAUGGGAGCCCACUGCCUUCACGCUGCCUGACUCUGGGUCCCUCUGGCAGGGCCUCGGCUGGGGACGGCGGUGGUGCUGAGGGGUCAGAUAUGUAUAUACCUGGGGUCUUC
Messenger RNA from Canis lupus familiaris (dog), 3285 nucleotides. It is a transcript of the gene ARHGEF19, whose product is annotated as Rho guanine nucleotide exchange factor 19. Bases 296 to 2851 code for a protein of 851 amino acids. Gene Ontology annotation, biological process: regulation of actin cytoskeleton organization; activation of GTPase activity. Lineage: Eukaryota; Metazoa; Chordata; Mammalia; Carnivora; Canidae. The transcript has 17 exons. Gene Ontology annotation, molecular function: protein binding; guanyl-nucleotide exchange factor activity. The record is from RefSeq and is a predicted model, not a curated record.